UCAGUGCGCUAAAAUGAGUCUCUCUGGGGAGAGAGAGGAGGGGGGGCCUGCCUCUAAAAUGAGUCUCUCUGGGGAGAGAGAGGAAGGAGGCCCUGCCUCUAAAAUGAGUCUCUCUGGGGAACAUGACACCAAAGCUAAGAGCCCAUUCAAGCAGGAGAGACCAGCCUCCCCUGUACCCAGCUGUGUGUCCAUGAAGAGUGACAUGUCUAUGGAGCUACCUAUAUACUUUAGCGAGGGAGACCUUUCUACUGAACAAAGAAACCAGCAGGAGAGAUUCGAGUCAGAGAUUCUCAGUGGUCAGUCUUCCCAGAGUCAUCAAAAAGACCUGGCCUCCAUAUUCAGUAUGCUUGAAGAGAAUAUUAUGACAUUUGUGAAGAACGAGCUGAAGCUGUUCAAGAGGAUUCUUAGUCCAGAACUCCCAGAAGGCUUUGAGAGUCAGAAGCAGGAUAAGGAAGUGGUGGAUUCUGAAGAUGAGAAGCAGGAGAGCAGUGCCAGAGAGGGGGCUCUGAAGAUCACACUGCACGUCCUGAGGAAAAUGAACCAGGUGGAGCUUGCUGACACACUGGAGAACUAUUCAGAUGAUCCUGCUGUGAUUUACCAACGUGAACUCAAAUCUAAUCUAAAGAAGAAGUGUCAAUGUGUAUUUGAGGGGAUCGCUAAACAAGGAAACCCAACACUUCUCAAUAAGAUCUACACAGAGCUCUACAUCACAGAGGGUGGAACAGGAGAGGUCAAUAAUGAACAUGAGCUGAGACAGAUUGAGACAACAACCAGGAAACAAGCAAGACUAAAGACUGCAAUCAAAUGGAACGACAUCUUCACACCCUUAACUGGACAAGACAAAUUUAUCAGAACUGUGCUGACAAAGGGAGUCGCUGGCAUUGGAAAAACAGUCUCUGUGCAGAAGUACAUUCUGGACUGGGCUGAAGGAAAAGCAAAUCAGGAUGUGCAAUUUUUAUUUUCAUUCCGUUUUCAGGAGCUGAAUUUGAUGAAAGAGAACAAACACACUUUCAUUGAACUUCUCAAUCACUUCUCAAUGGAAACCAAACAAUCAGGAAUCUCCCUCUACAACAAGUACAAAGUUCUGUUCAUCUUUGAUGGUCUGAAUGAGUGCCGACUGCCCCUAGACUUCCAGAAGAACAAAAUCUGUUGUGAUGUCACAGAGUCAACCUCAGUGGAUGUUCUGCUGACAAAUCUCAUCAAGGGAAAUCUGCUUCCCUCUGCUCUCCUCUGGAUAACUAUCAGACCUGCAGCAGCCAAUAAGAUCCCUUCAGUGUGUGUUGACCAGGUGACAGAGGUAAGAGGGUUCAAUGACCCACAGAAAGAGGAGUACUUCAGGAAGAGAUUCAGUGACGAGGACCUGGCCAGCAGAAUCCUCUCACACAUAAAGACAUCAAGGAGCCUCCACAUCAUGUGCCACAUUCCAGUCUUCUGUUGGAUUUCUGCAACAGUCCUUGAACACAUGCUGAAAUAUAAGAGAGAAGAGAUGCCCAAGACUCUGACUGAGAUGUACACACACCUUGUGGUGUUUCACACCAAACAGAAGAAUGAAAAGUAUCUUGGGAAAGAAGAGACAGGUCCACACUGGAAUAAAAAGAGCAUUCUGUCACUGGGAAAACUGGCUUUUCAACAGCUUGUGAAGGGCAAUCUGAUUUUCUAUGAAGAGGACCUGAAAGAGGCUGGUAUUGAUGUCAUUGAAGCCUCAGUGUACUCGGGAUUGUGCACACAGCUCUUUAAAGAGGAAUGUGUGCUGUACCAGGAGAAGGUGUACUGCUUUGUUCAUCUGAGCAUUCAGGAGUUUCUGGCUGCUGUAUAUGUGUUCCUCUCAUUCAUCAACAACGAGAAUCUAAUGGACAAACUGCAAACAAAAUCCAAUACUUUUCUUUGCUUAUUCAGAGACGAGCCUGAAGUUAGUUUCUACAAGAGUGCUGUGGAUAAUGCCUUACAAAGUAAGACAGGAAACCUGGACCUUUUCCUCCGCUUCCUUCUGGGCCUCUCACUGGAGUCCAAUCAGAAGUACUUACAAGGUCUACUGACAAAGACAAGCAGCUCACGGAGCCAUGAAGAAACAGUCAAGUACAUCAAGGAGAAGAUCAGGGAGAAUCUUUCUCCGGAGAGGAGCAUCAAUCUGUUCCACUGUCUGAAUGAACUGAAUGACCAUUCUCUAGUGGAGGAGAUCCAAAGCUACCUGAGAACAGGAAGUCUCUCUGGAGCCAACCUGUCACCUGCACAGUGGUCAGCUCUGGUCUUUGUGUUGCUGACUUCAGAAAAUGAGCUGGAUGUGUUUGACCUGAAAAAAUACUCCAGAUCAGAGGAAGGUCUUCUGAUGCUGCUGCCAGUGGUCAAAGCCUCCAGAGCUGUCCUGCUGUCAGGCUGUGGAGUCCCAGAGGAAGGCUGUGCUUCUCUGAUCCACGUGUUUACCAAACACACAACGUCCACACAAUAUGUGUUUGGACAGCUGUCACGCUGUCAAGUGACAGAGGAAGGCUGUGCUUCUCUGGCAUCAGCUCUGAGGUCAAACCCCUCACACCUGAGAGAGCUGGACCUGAGCUACAAUCACCCAGGAGACUCAGGAGUCAGACUGCUCUCUGCUGGACUGGAGAAUCCACACUGUAGACUGGAGAAUCUUAAUGUGGAACAUGGCGGAGAGUACACAAUGAAACCUGGACUUAGAAAAUAUGUCUGUGAUCUCACACUGGACCCAAACACAGUAAACAGACUCCUCUCUCUGUCUGAGGAGAACAGAAAGGUGACACGUAGGAGAGAGAAGCAGCCGUAUCCUGAUCACCCAGAGAGAUUUGAGGGCUGUGAACAGGUGCUGUGUAGAGAGGGUCUGACUGGGUGCUGUUACUGGGAGGUAGAGUGGAGUGGGAGUUGGGCUGGUAUAGGAGUGACAUAUAAAGGAAUCAGCAGGAGAGGACAGGUUAAGGACUGUUGUCUUGGAUGGAAUGACAAGUCCUGGAGUCUGUUCUGCUAUGACAACAGUUACACUGCUUGGCACAAUAAUAAUCCCACUACCAUAGACGUCCCCUCCUCCAGCUCCCACAGAGUAGGAGUGUAUCUGGACUGGCCAGCCGGCACUCUGUCCUUCUAUAGAGCCUCCUCUGACACACUGACCCACCUGUACACAUUCACCUCCACAUUCACUGAGCCCCUCUAUCCAGGGUUUCAUCUUUGGUAUGAAGACUCCUCAGUGUCCCUGUGUCAAACACAACAUGAUGUUUCACUCUAAUCAUGGUCAUGUUCAGUCAGACACACUGAAGCAACAAUGUAGAAUAUCUCUCUAGUGUGUAAACCUCUCUAUCCAGGGUGUUUGGUAUGAAUAUCUCUCUAGUGUGUAAACCUCUCUAUCCAGGGUGUUUGGUAUGAAUAUCUCUCUAGUGUG
This is a messenger RNA of Oncorhynchus tshawytscha (Chinook salmon), 3385 nucleotides long. RefSeq names its product NLR family CARD domain-containing protein 3-like. Gene Ontology annotation, molecular function: protein binding. Lineage: Eukaryota; Metazoa; Chordata; Actinopteri; Salmoniformes; Salmonidae. The record is from RefSeq and is a predicted model, not a curated record.